AUGGAUUGCAUGCGGAACGAUUUCGAGGAGGGUGUCUUGCUCGAUGGACGAUAUCGGACCAUCGCACCUCUCAACCAUGGCUCGUUUGGCAUGGUCUUCAAAGCCAGGGAUACGUUCACCGGUGACUUCGUAGCACUCAAGUGUCUCACGAAGCCAUCGGCGGCGAUCACGUGUCCUUCGGCCAUUUCUGUGGAUGAUCGCUCCGAGGAACAGGCGAUCCAUCGUCGCAUCGGUCACCACCGCAACAUUGUCAAUCUCCUACACUCGUUCGAGACCACGAAUCACACCUACUUGGUUUUGGAGUAUUGCACGAAUGGCGACCUCUACGAAGCCAUUCGCGUCGGCCGCGGACCCCUCGAAACGGAGCAUGUCCGCGAAUUCAUGCUGGAACUCAUCCGCGCCGUCGAGUUUAUGCACGACAAGGAUAUCUACCACCGCGACAUCAAGCCGGAGAACAUUUUCCUUUCCCAGAACGGUUCCAUGAAGCUUGGUGACUUUGGUUUGGCAACGUCCGACUCCCCGAGCUUCGAAGCAGCGGUCGGCAGCGAUCGAUACAUGGCUCCCGAACAGUACGAUCCAUCACCCAGUGGCUAUGAUCCCGCCAAAGCCGACGUUUGGGCCAUCGGUAUCUGUCUCCUGAACGUCCUUUUCUCUCGGAACCCAUUCGCCACGCCGACGAUCUCGGAUCCGCUUUUUGCCGACUUUGCGGGAGAUCGACAGAACCUCUUCGACGUGUUCCCGAACAUGUCACAAGACACCUUCGAGGUACUGAUGCAUUGUCUUGCACUCGAUCCCGCCAGGCGCUCCUUGGCCAAGGUCAAGACCGCCCUCAAGCGCGUCGUCAGUUUCACCACCGAGAACGAGAUGUUCGACGAAUUCUGCACCGACGAGGUCACCUCCCCUGUUCCUGCCAGUGCCAACCGCGAGCCCCUUCGGACUCCGUCCGUCACGUCUCCCCAGGUCACCAACGGCGCCUUCCCAUGGGCCAAGGCUCUUGCCAUGUCUCCACCGCAACCGGUUCGACGCCUCAGUGCCAUUCCGGACAGCGAAUAUGCCUCGGAGGAUCUCUUUGGCACGUCCCAGCGAUCGGGAGAGACGAGCGAGGAUUGGUUCAGUGUCAAGCCCGACAGCGCCUCGAUUUCCAGCGCCGUCGACUCUGGUCUUGGUGUCUCGCUGCAGUCCGAAGCCAAUGCUGUCUCCAUUGCACGUAGCAGGCCGAUGAGGGUUCCCAUCUCCGGAUCACUACCAGCACCCGGACCCAACUUCUCGAGCAUCUACGGCGGCAAAGGGCAGAUCUUUUCCAAGAGCUGGUCCGAUCUGUACGAUGAAGAAAAUGACGAGAACGAGAACAACGAUGCCAUCCACCACCAACAGGAGAACCAAAGCCAA
This is a messenger RNA of Eremomyces bilateralis CBS 781.70, 1389 nucleotides long. RefSeq names its product kinase-like protein. Gene Ontology annotation, biological process: autophagosome organization; autophagy; protein autophosphorylation. NCBI's taxonomy places the organism in Eukaryota, Fungi, Ascomycota, Dothideomycetes, Eremomycetales, Eremomycetaceae. Gene Ontology annotation, cellular component: cytoplasm; autophagosome. The transcript has a single exon. The annotation marks the transcript as partial. Gene Ontology annotation, molecular function: protein serine/threonine kinase activity; ATP binding. The record is from RefSeq and is a predicted model, not a curated record.